UCAGCUUUUCCCCUAAAGGUGGAGAGUGGGAUUCGGGCUGGACGCGCUGGGAGCAGGUGAAGAAGCAUCGGGCUCCCGCUCCGCUUUCUCUUCUGGUGGGUCUGAGUCAAGAGCAAAGGACGGAGAUUCUUGCUCGGCCUCCUGAGCUUCAGAGAACUGUUGCCCCGAACCCAGGCACUUUGCCCUAUCUCAUCUCCCCCUGGCACAUCUGCAGCCAGUCCCCGUGCAUCUAUCUGCUGGUGCUCAGGGCUCCGGGAAGGGGUGGACCGGGGGCAGCUCAGGUGCUGGCGAGCGCCGGGCUGGCUCGGAGCGAGGGAGCUGUCCGGGGUGCUGAAGCUUUCCGCCAACACAACGGGGCGUUGUGUUGCACGUUUUCGCUCCAGGUUCUCUCCCGGCCCAUGCCUUGGAUAAAAUUCAUUGCAGAAUCGUGAAGAUCUCGACGUAUCAUGGCCCAAGUGAGACACAUUCGAACGUUAGUUUCGGGAUUUUACUUCUGGGAAGCGGCACUGUUACUCAGUUUGGUUGCUACAAAAGAAACCAAUAGUGCGAGAUCCCGAAGUUCUCCAAUGUCACCUUCUGACUUCUUGGAUAAGCUGAUGGGGAGGACAUCUGGCUAUGAUGCAAGAAUCAGACCCAAUUUCAAAGGCCCUCCAGUCAAUGUCACAUGCAACAUAUUUAUAAAUAGCUUUGGUUCCAUCGCUGAGACAACCAUGGAUUACAGAGUGAACAUCUUUCUUCGUCAGAAAUGGAAUGAUCCUCGUCUGGCCUACAGUGAAUACCCCGAUGACUCCUUAGAUCUGGACCCAUCUAUGUUGGACUCCAUUUGGAAGCCAGACUUGUUCUUUGCCAAUGAAAAGGGAGCCAACUUUCAUGAAGUUACUACAGAUAACAAACUGUUGAGAAUUUUCAAGAACGGAAAUGUUCUUUAUUCAAUUAGAUUGACAUUAACACUUUCCUGUCCAAUGGAUCUCAAGAAUUUUCCAAUGGAUGUACAAACAUGUAUAAUGCAACUUGAAAGCUUUGGAUAUACAAUGAAUGACCUCAUUUUUGAAUGGCAAGAUGAGGCUCCUGUACAAGUGGCAGAAGGACUUACUCUGCCCCAGUUUCUAUUGAAAGAAGAGAAAGACUUACGAUACUGCACUAAACAUUACAACACAGGAAAAUUUACAUGUAUAGAAGUGCGAUUCCAUCUGGAGCGACAAAUGGGAUACUAUCUGAUCCAGAUGUACAUCCCCAGUCUCCUGAUCGUUAUUCUGUCCUGGGUUUCAUUCUGGAUCAAUAUGGAUGCUGCGCCUGCCAGAGUAGCUUUGGGAAUAACCACUGUACUGACCAUGACCACACAGAGUUCAGGAUCACGAGCUUCCUUACCAAAGGUGUCUUAUGUCAAAGCUAUUGACAUUUGGAUGGCAGUAUGCCUCCUUUUUGUGUUUUCAGCACUUCUGGAAUAUGCAGCUGUCAAUUUUGUUUCAAGACAACAUAAAGAACUUCUGAGAUUUCGACGAAAGAGAAAGAAUAAAACAGAAGCUUUUGCAUUGGAGAAGUUUUACCGUUUCUCAGACACGGAUGAUGAGGUAAGGGAAAGUCGAUUCAGCUUUACAGCAUAUGGAAUGGGACCGUGUCUGCAAGCAAAAGACGGUGUGACCCCUAAAGGCCCCAACCAUCCUGUCCAGCCCAACUCUUUCACAGCUGACAGAAUGCCAAGAGGUUUUAACUGCUAGAUACAGGAUAAUCUACAUGAAAGGAAUCAAGAGACAAAGAAUUCUUGACUGGGUCAAUCCCAGCACAUGAAAAAAAUGUUGUUUUUGAAAUAUUAACAUUACUGGCUGAAUUUCUUUGACUUAGCUAACCAGCUGCAGAAAAAUCUCAGCAUAAUCAAUAUAUAAAAGAAAGGUUCCAUAGGCAAUUAAAAUACAUUGUCAAAAUGACCGAGUUUUACUCCAACUCUACCACAUGUUAAUUCACCUUACUUCAAUAGAUGAUUAAAAAUCUAUUCCAUCAAAGUAAGAAUACUCUCCUCACUGCGUCUUUGAAGUCACAAAAGCAAAACUUUUUUAAGUUGACUAUCCUUUCUACUAUUUCUUUUUUAUUUUUAAUAUCUGAAUUAAUUUUAUUUUUAUUUAUAUGUGAUGAUAAAAUGGAAAUAUUUUAUUCAACAUUAAAAACAUAUGAAGCUUAUUUUACCAGCACUUGGAUGAAAUAACUAUCUCUUCUCUCAGUCAUCUUGAAGAAAAAGAAAAUAGUGAAUCGUCAUUUAUUUAUUGUGCAUGGAAACUAUAAUUUAAGAAGAAAAAUUACAAAUAAUCACUCACUUUAAAAAAUAGAAAGUAAUAGAAAUUAAUGUAAGUUUUAGAAAAUUGUGAUGGGGGGGCAGAAAAAACUCCGAGAGGGAAGGGGCAGAAAAAGUCAAAAAGAAGGUAGAAAAUCAUGAUGUCUGCUAAAAUUAUAAUAUAUAUUGGAGAAAAGUGAGUGAACAUGAAAUUAUUUCAGUUGAGCAAAUGUUUUAAAUUACUUUGAAUUCUUUCUGAUUCUUCAUUAUUCAUCCUCAAAUCUUUCCUUUGAUAUGUGUCCAUACUUCAAUAAAUCUGCCAUAUUUUACUGUUUGUUUGAUGUUCAAUACAAAAGAGAAAUUAACUUUCCAUUUCUGUGCAUUUAUAAUGACAUUAUCAAUAGUAAAAUGCAUUAUUAAUGAAACUUCCUGAAGAUAUUGUUGUAACCAUUUUAAAAACUGAAAAGCAAAUGCAUAAAUCAAACCAUAUUCAUGGCUGAAAAUAAAUCAA
Molecule: messenger RNA, 2777 nt
Organism: Sorex araneus (European shrew)
Lineage: Eukaryota; Metazoa; Chordata; Mammalia; Eulipotyphla; Soricidae
Gene: GLRA3
Product: glycine receptor alpha 3
Exons: 11
Coding region: 447-1718 (423 amino acids)
Biological process (GO): chemical synaptic transmission; regulation of membrane potential; signal transduction
Cellular component (GO): postsynaptic membrane; neuron projection; synapse
Molecular function (GO): glycine binding; transmitter-gated monoatomic ion channel activity; transmembrane signaling receptor activity
Source: RefSeq, a predicted model, not a curated record